Molecule: messenger RNA, 1033 nt
Organism: Homarus americanus (American lobster)
Lineage: Eukaryota; Metazoa; Arthropoda; Malacostraca; Decapoda; Nephropidae
Product: integral membrane protein 2C-like
Exons: 7
Coding region: 85-978 (297 amino acids)
Biological process (GO): negative regulation of amyloid precursor protein biosynthetic process
Cellular component (GO): extracellular exosome; Golgi apparatus; plasma membrane
Molecular function (GO): amyloid-beta binding
Source: RefSeq, a predicted model, not a curated record
CUAGGGAGGGUAAGAGCGUAGUCUGAGUUGAGGCUUUGUGCUGUGAGUGUCUCUGCUACUACUACUACUUCCAAUUACCCCAAGAUGAUCAUUUUCGCUAAGAACGGAAAGGAGAAGGAGAAGCUUGAGAAGCCCCUUGUGGUCAAUGAAGUUCUGGGUUCAGAAUGUGGGGUGGACCACACUGUACUGGACCCCAAUAGUGGGGACGUGGAGGCGUGGCUGUCACCCAGCACCCGUCGUCGAGUGUCAACAGCCACCACCAUCUGUGUUUUCAUCACCGCUCUCUUGGUGAUGAGUAUUGGCAUCAUCGGCGGUGUGUACCUCUACCGCGCCUUCUCUCACCACCAAACGUCUCGCUUCCGUGGGUGGUGCGGUAUUCCCUUCGAGCGGGAGUCCCUCAGCUCUAUGGGUAACCCUAAGCUGCCCCUUGAGGGAAAUCCAUCCAUUUAUAGGAAUGAUGAUAUAGAGGGGCCAUCAGAGAGCCUGUUCAACGAGGAGUUCGAGUUGGACCUCGAUGAAGACAUGUACGAGGAGAUCCACGUCCCUGACUUUGGAUUUGGUCGUCAGGGUCGCUUUAUCCACGACUUCAAGACUAACAUGACCGGAAUCAUCGACCUGAGUUCCGGCCACUGCUACGUGAUGCCCCUCGACCGCACCCACGUUCUGCCUCCACGCACCAUCAUGGACCUGGUCAAGAAGAUGUGGUUGGGCUACUACAACGUCGACACUCAGGUUCUUCGUCAGACUAUGCGCGUCACUCGUCCUCCCGUCGUUGACUUCACAUCCCUGGGAACGUUCAUCGCCCAUGACUGUGCCACUUAUCCCACCUUCCGUCUCAAGCGCAUCUACACCUCUGACUUGAAGAAACGCAGCGUAGACAAUCUGGAAGAAAGCAACAAAAUCGACUUCGUGGAGUUUGCCGGCAACAAGAUCAUCAAGUUGACCAUCAUUGACGACAGGAGUGACAGUGAACAGUGAGGAAGACCAGCGUGAAAUAAUUAGGGAGAAAAAAAAAGAAAAAAAAAAAAGAAAA